CUAUAGCGGCAAUCUCCUUCAUACUGCUCGCUCUGUUUGCAGCAUCUUCCAAUUCGUUCGUUCUUGUUUUCCGAUUACCGUGUUUUGAAAGUGGCUUUGAGUUAAUCCUAGCAUCAAUUGCAAAUAGUUGAGUAGUAGUGAAUUUCAAGAAAAUGGUCUUCAUGCCAGCAUUGCUAGGACGGGUUCAUAAGCCUGUAUCCUCCUCUCAGAUUGAUAGGCUUGUUUCCUUUUUAAAUUCCAAACGACCAUGGACUGUACGCCAUUUUAGCAAACAACUUGUCGGAGAAUCAGAUGACGUUUCUAUUCAGAACUCAGACCCAAAUUUUAGUGACAGAAGAAGCCGCGAAGGAUCAGAACCAAUUCCAAGUACAAAGCCAGUUAAUCAGCGUACCCGAGAAUAUAAUAGAGGUUCUCGUUCAAGAUUCGAUGGCAACCGUGAUGAAGUGGAAAAGACAACAAUGAAAUCUGAUCUUGGAUUUCAGGGCCGAAAUAGGCCGGACGUUGCCAAUCAAUUAGGAGACAGUUUCCUUGAUAAGUUCAAGCUUGGUUUUGAUAAUAAAGCAGGGAAUUCCUCAGAAACCAACCAAUCUGAAGAGGCGACAAAGAGUUCAAAUUCCAAUCAACCAGCUAUGCCUGAGGACGCUGAUGAAAUCUUCAAGAAGAUGAAGGAAACUGGUCUUAUCCCCAAUGCGGUGGCUAUGCUUGAUGGUCUAUGUAAAGAUGGUCUUGUUCAAGAAGCAUUGAAACUUUUUGGUUUGAUGAGAGAAAAGGGAACCAUUCCAGAGAUUGUCAUUUACACCGCUGUGGUUGAGGGCUACACAAAGGCCCACAAGGCUGAUGAUGCCAAAAGGAUUUUCAGGAAAAUGCAGAGCAAUGGAAUUUCACCCAAUGCUUUCAGUUACACCGUCCUUGUACGAGGACUCUGCAAAUGUAGCAGAUUACAGGAUGCUUUUGAAUUUUGUGUAGAGAUGUUAGAAGCUGGUCAUUCUCCAAAUGUCACAACUUUCGUUGACCUUGUAGAAGGUUUCUGCAAGGAACAAGGGAUUGAAGAAGCAAAGGGUGCUAUCAAAACAUUAAUAGAAAAGGGUUUUGCUGUGAAUGAGAAAGCUGUUAAGGACUUUUUGAACAAGAAAAAACCAUUUUCACCCUCCGUCUGGGAGGCUAUCUUUGGGAAGAAAGCCCCACAGAUGCCAUUUUAAAUAUCUUUGUAGACUAUUUGAUGCUGCUUGCUUGGUGCUGCUACCUUCAGAAGAUUUCUUGGAAUCACUGUUGUUGGUUAUGGACUUAGAUCAAAAUCAAAUACAGUGGCGUUGCAGUGAUAACCUGGGUACAUUGGCCAUUGUCAGAUAAUUACCACAGCUUUUCUUACUCUUUUUUGCAUUGCGUAGUUGGCUGAAAUGGACUAAGAUGCACACACGCACAUGUCUUAGUAGGGUCUUCAUAAUCCCAUGGUUUUAACUAUGGAUAGCGGAGCCAGAUAGAGCCAGUUGGUUGAGUAAUUCGUGUUUAUGGUUUAGUUAUAAAAGCUGCCCAAGUAAUUAGGAGUUAUUUACCUCUCUCUGGUUUGUAUACAAUCCAAUUGAGGACACUAUUUUAAUGAAUGCGCACUUUGGACAUCCCUGUCUUUAUUUUC
Molecule: messenger RNA, 1633 nt
Organism: Lotus japonicus
Lineage: Eukaryota; Viridiplantae; Streptophyta; Magnoliopsida; Fabales; Fabaceae
Product: pentatricopeptide repeat-containing protein At4g38150-like
Exons: 4
Coding region: 153-1199 (348 amino acids)
Molecular function (GO): protein binding
Source: RefSeq, a predicted model, not a curated record